AUGGUUCUGAAGGUCAUUGGGAAAGUUUACUCCAGGACAAAGUUCUUGGCAAGAGUAGCCAAGUUCCUGGAUAUAGAGACGAUGAGGACCCUGACAACAUCUCUGAUCCAGUGCGACUAUGACUAUGCUUGUAUCUUAUGUUACUACAGGACUGCAGUGGCCAGAGCAGGGAUGGUGGAUGAGUUUGAGAAGAAGGUUGCCUUGACUAUUCCAGUGCCGGUAGUCACACAGACCAGUGCCAUCGAUGCUCAGGAAGAAGAAGCGAAUAAAAAUGCAGUUGCCUACUUGGAGGUGUCCAAGGCCCGCCUAUCUUCUCAGCUGGAGAAGUUCCACAACAUGAUCCUGUUCGACCAGAUGACGUUCGACAACCUCAACGACACGUUCCCCGAGACCAAGCUGGACAAGGAGAAGCACCCCUGA
Messenger RNA from Coregonus clupeaformis (lake whitefish), 420 nucleotides. Its product is annotated as ATP synthase subunit d, mitochondrial-like. Gene Ontology annotation, molecular function: proton transmembrane transporter activity. Bases 1 to 420 code for a protein of 139 amino acids. The record is from RefSeq and is a predicted model, not a curated record. Lineage: Eukaryota; Metazoa; Chordata; Actinopteri; Salmoniformes; Salmonidae. Gene Ontology annotation, biological process: proton motive force-driven ATP synthesis. The transcript is spliced from 6 exons.